AUGAAGUUCUCAACAUUCAUCAUCCUCCCUCUUGCCGCCGUGGCAUCCGCACAACCACAGGGCCCUCCAUCAGAACAAGGUCCGGGAUCACCAAACAGCCCUCAGACAGCGUCCUCGCCAACGGGAGCAGGGGGUGCCCCGUCCCAGCCGACGGGCGGGCUGCUCCCAGGAGGCUCGGGGACGGGCUCGGGAUCAGGCUCGGGGGCAUCGGGCCUGCCAAGCCAAGGGGGAGCCGGCGGGCCGGGGGGAGCAGCAGCGGGAGCGGGUGGUGGCUCUCGAUCGACGGGCAGUCUCGCCGCGGGCCCGAGCGGUGGGCCGUUUCAGAGUGAGAGUAACGGUGGCAGCAACGGUGGCAGCAACGGGAGCAGCAACGGGAGCGCGCCGACGCCGACGGGCGGCCCGCAGGCGACAGGAGGCGGCGGCGGCGGCAGCAAGACGGCUAGCGGUAGCAUCAGGGCCACGAGGACUGGGUCGCCCUCUGGGGCGGGCAGUGUGUCGUCGGCGUCGGCGUCGGCGUCGGCGGUGGUGUCUGACGGCGGGGCCAGUGCGAGGACCGGUGCGUGGGCUGCUGGCAGUGGCGGGCUGGUGUCCAUUGUUGGCCUUGGGGUUACGUUUGUGCUUUUUAUGUGA
Molecule: messenger RNA, 630 nt
Organism: Diaporthe citri
Lineage: Eukaryota; Fungi; Ascomycota; Sordariomycetes; Diaporthales; Diaporthaceae
Exons: 2
Coding region: 1-630 (209 amino acids)
Source: RefSeq, a predicted model, not a curated record